CCCGUUCUCGCCCCCUCAGGAGAAGGGAGCCCCCGGCCGUGCUCAUGGUGGUGCAUGGGAAAGCUGAGGCUGCGAGAGGAGCCGUCUCCGGUCCCGGCGCUGCUCGUACGGCUCGUUCACGGGUCGGCAGCUCCUGGCUGCCCUCCCCGGUGCGGCCGGGGCUGUGCGGCCCUGGCUCAGCCGGACACUGACAGCAGCUGGGACGGGACUGGGACAGUGCGAGCUCCAGCCCCGAUCAGGCCUCCUAGAAGAGCUGCAAGUACUGUCCUGUGGAGAACUCACUGACUGCUCAGCUGGUGCUUAGCCAGGGACUUGUGGUAGCACCAGGUGAAUCUCAGCGCUGACAGAUCAGUAGGUGGCAACAAGGAACGCAUGUGGAAGCCAGAAACUUCGCCACAAUGAGAUGCCUCACCCAUCCACUGCUCAGGAGGUUGUUGAGCCUCCCUCCUCAGUGUGUGCCAGAGCGAGGGACUCUGAGUAAAGGUGCUGUCCUCAGUCCAAAGCAUUUGUUUCUGAGGCAGAGUUGCAGUGCAGGACCUGGGCUCGUGACUGCCACUGAUAUGGUCAACUAUUGGCAGAAGGUGUUUGAGACAAAUGGGAUUCCUGAAGCACAAGAAUCCAGUCAAUACAUUGUGUCAUUUGUCCUGGGAGCAAAAACAUUUCAGAGCCUGGAUUCCAAAAGCCUCCACACUCCACUUACAGUGCUGCAGCAGGAGCAAAUCCAGCAGCUGAGCCACAAGCGGCUACAAAGGAUGCCAGUGCAGUACGUGCUUGGAGAGUGGGACUUCCAGGACCUGACCCUGAAGAUGAGACCCCCAGUAUUUAUUCCACGGCCUGAAACAGAGGAUCUUGUCUCUUUAGUUGUGGAGGAAGAAUUUCAGAAAUGUGGGAAUUCAGCCCUCUGUUUCCCAGUUCCUGUUCCUCAUCCUGUGAUCCUGGAAGUUGGCUGUGGCUCUGGAGCAAUUGCUCUGAGUCUGCUCCGUAAACUGCCACAGAGCAGAGUCAUAGCCAUGGAUAAAGAGGAGGCUGCUGUGGAUCUCACCAGGGAGAAUGCACAUAGGCUGCAGCUCCAAGAAAGGAUUCACAUCAUCCACCAAGAUGUUUCACACUGCUCUGCCAAACAGCUGCUGCUCUGGGGCCCCAUAGAUGUCAUAGUCAGUAACCCCCCAUAUAUUUUCCAUGAAGACAUGGCUUCUUUGGAUGCAGAAAUCCUCUGCUAUGAGGACCUUGAUGCCCUGGAUGGGGGAGAUGAUGGCAUGAAAGUCAUCAAAACAAUUCUGGCUUUGGCUUCUUCUCUUCUGAAGGUUUCUGGGAACGUGUUUCUGGAAGUGGAUCCCAGGCAUCCAAGUAUGGUGGAGCACUGGCUGCAGGUACACCCAGACCUGCUGCUCACCCUCCGUGCCAUUCACAAGGACUUUUGUGGCAAGCCUAGGUUUCUGCAUAUCCAGAAACAAAGCAGCUGACAACUGUGGCAGACAUAGCUCACCUUGCAGGAUGCUUUUUGCUCUUGAGCCCAGCUGAACAGCUUGUUGAAAACUCCUUCUGCCUUGUGAAAGGAAUCUCGUGUUGGACUGUCCAUGCAGUGACAGACCCCUCCCUUCCUGACUCACACCUCAUCCAGAGAUGGAGUUCAGCUGAGCAUGUGCAAGUGUUUCACCUUCUUCAGGGAACUGCAUGAAACAUUUUAGUCUGCUCUGCUAAAGUGACUCAAUCAUCUCAGGACAGAAGAGUUCACAGCUCCAGAUUAAAAAUACAACUUCUUAAUGUGCCAAAUCACCCAUUUGGCCUAGAAAGAAUUUAAUUAUAUUUUUUAAAUUGGCCUUGAGAUACAUUUAUAUAGAAUGUGACCAGAUGGGAUGAUAAACCCAAACCAUGGUUUAUGCUGGCACACAGAUUUGCAGGUAUAACAGGACAUAACUGCUGUGCACAUUUCAAAUGCAGUUGUGUUCCAGGAUCCUGAUGCUUUAAUAGCAAAUCACUCUUUGUUUCCCACUUCUGCUGAGUGAUUGUCCCGGAAGGAUCAGUGCACAUAUUGCAGCACCUGAAUUUACAGCCCUUGACACUUGGUGGAUGCUGCCAGAAACAGUCAAAGCAUUAUAAUAAAGACAGUCCUUCAGAUCAGGGUCCUUAAAAAAAUUUCACUGCGACUAUUCAGAGAUGCUGACAGGCCCCAGUGAACAUCUGGCACCCACACAUUGCUCUGAUAGUAAUAGAAAUGCCUAAAUUCCACAUGAGGCAUUUAAUUGCAACAGUACAGAAAAGGCCAGAGUCACUGCUCCAGUUUUGCAGAUGGAGAAGUUGAAAAGCAGGAGGUGAAAUGACCUGCAGAAAAUUUGACAAGCUGAGUUUGACAGCAUGCUCUUGACAGGCAUGGGAAUAGCUGAGGUCUGUCUCUUUGGGAAGGGUGACUCAGACUGGGGCAGCCUGAAACAGCACUGAGAGAAGUCCCUGAAGUGGACAGUCAACAUCAUGUCAGUGUAAAUAAUGGCAGGAUUAAAUUCAAGCUGCUGCUUGCUACUGCUGCUGUUUCCAGUGGUGCAGGUUCCUUUCUGGACCACAGCUAGCCAGGGAAGGAAGGAAAGCAAGCCAAGGAAAGGGUCUGCUCUACCAGUCCUGAUGGAAGCAGUUGCUGGGCAAGUGGAGGUGAGCACUCAGGAGGGGUGGGAGUGUCCAGACACUGAUGUGGGUGGGUGCCAGGAAGGAGCUGUCAGGCUCUGUGCAGGCUGACCUGGGGAUGCACAGCCAGAGGCAUCAGGCAGGACAUGCAGCAGCAAAAUGAGUCUGUUGCAAGGCUGUAACAGGUUCAGAGGGUGCUACGUGAGCACUGAUACAUCUGCUCCCUUUGCCUCUGCCUCUCCCACACUCUCACUCCUCAAAUGAGUCUUUCCUCCAUCCCCUUAACUCCUGAACAUCAGCCCUGCUUUUCCACAGACACCUGUGCUCUCUCUGAUGAACCAACACUUGUGUUCCAGCUGGAACCUUUCCCUACUCAGCUGUGUUCACACACUUGCCAUUCACCCAUUGUACAUCUCACCCUACAUUUAUCCACCCCUGUAGUUUACCAUGUCCUGUACACUCUUCUUGAGUUUGUGAGUCUUUCUCAGGCCUGCAAGUACCUGUCCUGCUUAAACACAGUAGAGAAAAUCUAGGGAAGGAAAGAACAAAAACAGGUAAAGUGCAUUUGAGCACAGGUUUGGAAAUAGCAUUUCAGUACAGCUGAUUUCUGGCCUUGUAGAGCCAUGAGUACAAAGUACAGUCAAAGGGAUGGCAUUUUGUGUGGUUGUGGAUUUUUCUUAAUAGUAAUUGAGGGAUAUUUUUUUCAGUUUGUGAAACUCUGUUUAAAAAUUGAAUUUAAAGAAAUGAGUUCUCAGAUUUCUUUUUGGGUGUUAGCAGUGUUUGUUUAUGAAACAGAGCAUUAUACACAGCCUGCUCUGCAGGAGGCCUUCAGAGCUCGAGAGUCCAUGGCUGAUGGGAAUGUUAGGCAGCAUCAUGCUGCAUUCUUGAGGGGGUGGUGGGCUAGUUCCCUGCAGAAGGCUGGGGUUAGGUGGCCCUCUAAGAGUGCCAGUGGCUGGACUGCAGAAGGCAGUGUGCUUUUUCUUGGAAGCAUCAGUGAAUCCCUUGUCCAAGCCCUGAGCAGGACAAAUCCCCUGCGAGACAGACUAUUGGUCUAAUCCAGUAGGACAAGUGUUAAAUUCCUAUAUUUAUCACUAAAACACUUACAUUUCUGUGUGUUUGCAUUGCAUAGUGGUGAUAUAUCUUGGAAAAAUCACAUGAUGCUGCUGAACUUUUCAUAAAAGGAGAAAUUGCUGUUCCUCCCAGGAGGCUGAUGUUCCUGCCGGACUCGUAUCCGAGGGAAUGUGCUGCUGCAGUACAGUGUGUUCCUCGGUGCUUUACACAAACUGGCCUGGGCUCCUCUUGGUACAGAAACAUGGCAAAGCUCUUUGGGGGUUUUAAGGAGCCUGGCUGGAGCCCUGGGCUGUGCCUGUGUUGCCUGGGGGCAGGAGGUCGAGUUGACAGUGGCAGAGCUCCAGGCAUGUGAGCUCUGCAGGGGCAGAGCUGCUCCCUAGAGCAGCAAAGGCUGAGGCCUCACUAGGCAUUCUGCAUAACCCAGUGUCUGACAUACAUUGAAUUUCCUGGGAAUUUCCUGGGUCUUGGGAACUCUGUCAGAAGGGUGAUUUGAUUCCUGAGGUGAUGCUAUCAGAGGGGCAUUGUUUGCUUUCAGGACCCUGAGGAGCAUGGCUGUGUUUGUGCUCACAUCUGUGCUUUGGGGGUUACUGGGUAUGUGGCAGCUGCUGGGGUGACGCUGCCCUUCCCCGAGGAGGAGCUGCUUUGGCAGAGCCCUGCAGGUGGAGCUGCGGUCCCAGUUUAGCUGUGUCCAUGCUGGAGACACUCCUGCCUCAGCCUUCCUGCCUUGGGCAAGGUGCAGGCCCAGGGAGGGGAGAACUGGGGUCAGCAAAGGGCUGCAGCUGCAGAUGGGGCUUUAACUCAAUUCUUGUGCUGGGAAAAUGGAACUUAAACAGUAGGCUCAUAUCAGGAGGCUGGAAGGGGACUCAGCUGUGACACAGGAGUGAGGUUGUACCUCCUGCUGGGAAUGGAGGCCCAAAGCUCCCCUUAGGGCUGGAGGUCAGAGAUAGAUCCCGUUCUUGUUCUGGUGUAAUGUCCGUGUGAGCACCCUGAAGUGCAAGCACUGACCAGGCUUUCAGUCUCACCUGAGACAGGGGGUGAAAGGGACUUUGUCUUAAAGAGACAGGUAUUUAUCCUCAGUGUUCUCUGCCGAGCCUGUGCUCUUUAGGGCUGAGACUGCUUUCCAUGGGAGGGGCUGACAGACACAGAGGGACUGCAUUAGGGUGACACAGGGAUCUCUGGGGUCCCACGUGACUCUGUGUGUGUGGAUUACUGGCCAGCACUCAGCUUCUUAAUGUAGGGCCAUAGAUCAAAAUGUCUUGGAAGAGAAUUUGACAGUCAUCUAGCCCAAUUUCCCCAUCCAAGUAAGCAUCAACUUGCCUUACAUCAUUACUGACAAAUGUUUGCCCAGCCUGACCCAGAGGCUCCCAUUGCUGGUAGGACUUUAGCAUGCAGUCUGUUCUGGUGCUUUGUGGUUCUACCUGCUAGAAAGUUUUCUUUUCUCAUGGCAGCUCUGCUGUGACUAAAGCUGAGCACUUCUGAGGUCUCCUGAGGUGGAGAACAAAUGUCCUCUCUCCUUAGAGCACCUUCCAUGUGGUAGUCUGUUCCCAUAUUUCCUCACAGUCUUCAUUUCUGGGACAAAAAUGGCUUGUUAGAGGUGAUACUUGUGUCUCUGGUGAGUGGGAUAAUAAAGCUGCUUGAACUCACCCUGUCACAGCAGUCAAGUGAGCACCAAGCCAAAACUUGCAUUAACCUUUUUUUUUUUCUUUUUGGAAAAGUUACCAAAACCUUUAUUUAAAUUUUAAUAAAAUACAAUCCUGAGGAACAAAUAAGGCUUCUUUCUCACACUGAAGAAGAUAAUGAGGUACCAAGAGAGGUUUAAUCCGGUUUCUAGGCUAGGUUUCCUCUUCCAUAGAUAUUUUGAGAUGCUUUGAGUUCAGUGUCAAAAGUUUCAGAUUUUCUGUGGAGGGUCAUGUCACAGUCCUUCUCUGUGUCUUUUCCUUGGUAACUGCUGGCAAAUCUCAAUAUGGUCUAUCCAGUCUCUGGUGAGCACAGGGGCACUUUUAUGAAAUUCUUCUCAUCUGCUUGGUGACAGGACUCAGCACCCUGCUGCAGUGUGACAAACCAGAUUGGCUUUGCUGCUUUCUAGUGCAAGCCCAGAGGAUGUGGGAGUGAGCAGAGCACCAGCAGUUUGCUUCUCUGCAGCGAGUGCCUCUGUGAGCACCAUGAGAGCAUGACAGGGGCUGCUGCAGAGGGUGGGAAGGUGCAUCCUGUGCACAGCAGCCAGUGCUGCUCUGACAGUGCACAAAUAUCAAAUGUGCUGUGCUCCAGCCAGGUGCAGAUAAGUGCUGCCACAUAUUGUGAUCUCUGUGGUUUGUCUCCUUGGUGUAGUUGAUGUCAGAACUGUAGCUGUGUUGAAGUGGCAACUUCUAGCUCUAGAGAUGUGCUUCAUCUGCUCUCUUCACCAGCACACCUGAAUGGUCACCCUUGAGUGUUUUGUGUGCUCAUCUCAGCAUUUUGGGCAGAGUGGGCAUCAAUGUGAUUUCAGUGGCAGCUGCCCUGUCAGCAUUACAGAGAUAGCCAUGAGCAAAGUUAUUCCAGGGUGGAAGGCCUUAGAACCACUGCAUGUGAGCAAACUGCUGCGUGGGGUGGAGGGGGCCUUGGCCCCAUUCGAUGUUUGCUCUGGGUUCAGAUUGCUUCAAAGGUCUACCUAAGUAGUUUGACACUUCAUCCUUUGUUUUGUGGCAGUUGGGAUAUUCUGAGAUCAUCCUGUCCAUGGCAGUGAUUCUUAGGUCCUGAGCUGAAAUUUGCAACGUGGCAAAGAAGAGUUUGCUGUCCAAAUAUCCAGUGGCAACAGAUGUGGUGAGAAACAGGCACAGCAAAAGAGCCAUGGCAGAGUCACAGCAAGACCUCAAAUGCUCUUAGUGGCAGUUCUGGCAAACCCAGCUGUAGCUGUACUUGUUCCUCCCUUUACUGGUGUUUUAAAUGGUGUCCAUCUGAGCUGAUCCUUGGAAGGAUGGUCCUCAAGAGCAGAAGGCAGUGAUUGUUAUUCCUUGAUGGAGAGUGUUACCAGAGAAAUGUUUGAUUUUCAGAGCCAUGGUGUUGGGAUGUGACAGGAGGGUAAUUUUCACAGUGUGUUACUGGCACAGCCAUUGCUAAAUGCUGCAGGACCUGGAGGCACAUGAACAGCAGGUUGUUUGGAGGGAGAGGUGAAGUAACCAUUACAUGACAAUCAUCUAGGGAAGAAAAGAUUCUUGGGAAAGGGUGUGUUAAAAUGAAGCUGAGGUUUUAGGAGGGAAGAGCUGUGCUGCCACAUUCCUGCUUUGCCACUCUGAAAUCAGAAGUGUGGGACUGAGUCUCUAUAGGGUGCAAGUUGUAUACAGGAGCCAAAAUGAGCAUUUCUAUCAAUGCCUGCACUUCUGCAGUGUGGAUGGAUUCCUGGUGGACCACGUUGAUCAAGAGCAGAGCACUCUCAGUGUGUCACAAAGAUGCCACUGGUCUGAGUUUAUAUAAACACAGUUUCUAUAAACUUUGCCUGGUUGGAUGUGAGUAUAGGGGAGGCAGAACUCAGCUUCUUGAGGCAUGUCCUCAGCAGCUGGAGAUUUUUGAUUCCCACUUUAUGUCAGCUGCUGCCUAUAGUUCUAGCUCCCCACCUGCUGCUUCUUCCUUUCUUGGUGGUCAGCUUGACUCCCAUGUUUUGUGCAUACACAGCAGCAUGCUCACAGUGGAUGUGUCCCUCAGCUUGGUAGCACAGUGCCUGUGACCAUGGAGUCCUUCCCUUGGCAGCUAGUGCUGCUGGGAGAGUGGCUUCUGCCUUCCUCUCUGUUCUUACUGGAAUACUCAUGUGAGACUGUCUGGAAUGUGAGCACAGUUGCUUGGGUUGUUGGAAAAGGCUUGAAUUAUUAUAAAAUUCCUGGCCUGGCAUUGGGCUGAUGAUUAAUUACUUAGAUUUGCGUAGUGCUUUGAUGUUCCAGAUAUAAACCCAGAGCAAGCUGUUAAAACUGUGUUGACCUCAGUGGAGUCAUCCUGUCAUUCCAGUUGGCACACCUGGUGCUGUGUGGUAUUUGUAUUCUGUGAAACCAGCAUCCAGUCAUUGAUUUAAGUCUUUCCAGGGACUGGAGGCUGUUAAGCUGUUAAUCUUUUUUCCUCUCCUGUAUUGAUUGCUGUGCCACUUACCAGCAGUGACCUUCUCACCAUACCUUUUGACUUGGAGCUUGCUGCCCCUCUGGAAUCCUUCUGUGAGCCUUUGCAGUUUGUGGUGUUUGUAUUGCCACAGUGCUUAGAAACUCCUCACAGGUUGCUCCAUUUCGAAGUUUUCCCUUCCCUACUCCUCCGCCAGUAUCUUGUUGUGUAACUCUCCCCCAGCUAAUGUUGUUGGCUUGCAUAGAUAAACUUCUUGAUGUUAGAUAAUUUGGAGUAACCUUGUGACAGAAAAAUCCCCCUCUAAAAUGCAGUUGGGUCUUGCAUUGUCCUUCAGUGAUUUGGCAGCUGGUGGGGUUUGCUGGGUAGAGUCCUGGUGCUGGCAUGUGCUCUCCCUGCUUGAGAAGAGCAGAUUGAGCUCAUACUUCAUUUAAACAAGACUACUUCAUUUAAUGUGGAUGGCAGCAGGCACUCAGGCUGAAAGUAGAUUUUGUGCUUCCAGAUCAGUGGGUUUUUUGUCUUGUUUGUGUCAGCUGAUAGGAGCCCUUUGUUCAGAAGUUCAACUUUUUCCACCUCAGCAGCGCACACACACGUGAUGCAAGUCCUGAGUUGUGCAAUAAACUCCAGCAAAUAUAUUGUCUGUUCCACUUCAGGGCUUGAUUGUGUGUCCUAUUGACCAGCAAUAAAGCCAAUAUUAUGGAGGUAGUUACUUAA
This is a messenger RNA of Catharus ustulatus (Swainson's thrush), 8478 nucleotides long. RefSeq names its product HemK methyltransferase family member 1 (gene HEMK1). The transcript has 11 exons. Gene Ontology annotation, biological process: protein methylation. The coding region runs from base 399 to 1463 and encodes 354 amino acids. Gene Ontology annotation, molecular function: protein methyltransferase activity; nucleic acid binding. The record is from RefSeq and is a predicted model, not a curated record. NCBI's taxonomy places the organism in Eukaryota, Metazoa, Chordata, Aves, Passeriformes, Turdidae. Gene Ontology annotation, cellular component: mitochondrion.